Aphis gossypii (cotton aphid) is the source of this 594-nucleotide messenger RNA. RefSeq lists its product as uncharacterized. Bases 1 to 594 code for a protein of 197 amino acids. The record is from RefSeq and is a predicted model, not a curated record. Lineage: Eukaryota; Metazoa; Arthropoda; Insecta; Hemiptera; Aphididae. The transcript has a single exon.
AUGUCAUUACCAUCGGCGUCCGCGAAACUGAAACAAGUUUAUUAUAUGCCUCACCAUUCUGUCGUACGCGCCGACAGUACUACGACGAAAACACGUGUAGUAUUUGACGCGUCGUGUAAAACGGACUUGGGAACGAGUUUAAAUGACAUACUAGUAAAAGGCCCAAUAAUUCAAGAUGAACUUAUUUGCAUAAUAUCAAGAUUUAGGACACACAAAUACGCCAUGCCAGCGGACAUUGAAAAAAUGUAUCGUCAGAUAUUAAUAAGCGAAGAAAAUAGGUCAUUACAAACUAUAUUAUGGCGAUCACAACCCAGCGAUAAAUUAAAAGAAUAUUGUUUAAAUACGAUAACGUACGGAACAUCACCCGCGUCAUAUUUAGCCACCGCGUGUCUCGAAAAAUUAGCGCAAGAAUGUGAAGAAAAAGCCCCGUUGGCUUCUCGGGCGAUUAAGUCCGAUUUUUACAUGGACGAUCUUUUAACGGGCGCCAACACGAUUGCAGAUGCUGUUAAUUUAAGAGAGGAGGUGAUAAACACUAUGAACAGUGCUGGAUUCGUAUUACGAAAAUGGAUAUCUAAUGAGCCCGCAUUAUAUUGA